Cyclospora cayetanensis is the source of this 2517-nucleotide messenger RNA. RefSeq names its product iron-sulfur clusters transporter ATM1, mitochondrial. Gene Ontology annotation, molecular function: ATP binding; ATP hydrolysis activity; ABC-type transporter activity. Gene Ontology annotation, cellular component: mitochondrial inner membrane. The transcript is spliced from 10 exons. Lineage: Eukaryota; Apicomplexa; Conoidasida; Eucoccidiorida; Eimeriidae. Gene Ontology annotation, biological process: transmembrane transport; intracellular iron ion homeostasis. The coding region runs from base 1 to 2517 and encodes 838 amino acids. The record is from RefSeq and is a predicted model, not a curated record.
AUGACGCUGAUGACGGGUGUUUCCCGGUUGGUGUUCGAGCUCUCCCCCAAGCGCAUGCACCGCCUGCCUGACGGAGGGGCGCACGCGUGGCGAUCCCAUGCCGCCUUUGGGGCAGCAGGCCCUGUGCCUUCUCCUGUUACUGCGAGCAGCGCACGGGCACCCUGGCACGCGCUUUCUCGUUGCGCAGCUGCUUCUAGCAGCCUUUCGCGCAGAUUCGCCCCUUCCACCCGCACGGAGAGCCUCACGCGUUGCCUCUUUGUCCAGUCGAGUUCCAGGAUUCUAUCGAGCCCUUGUGCUGCCCUCCCCCCAACUCCGAGAUGCAGGCAGCGCUUGGCUGUGCCUCCCAGCCAAGCCUCUUUCACAGAGGCAAGGAGAAGCGCAGAAAGUGCAGCAACUCAGAGGGAGUCGACUGGCCUAAACGGAGGCCUUGGCAGUACCGGGACUGCCCACUCCAGCCCACCUAACGAAGCCAAUCGCAGCUCGUCUGAGUUCAUGAAAGCCUUCGGGAUGGACGGCGCUUCUGUACGGGCGGCUCCUCUGUGGAGGUUUCUUGCAGCAGGAGUGUGGCCAGUGAGCCGUUCGCUGCGGGUGCGUGUGGCCGCUGCACUCGCAUCUCUUUUAGCAGCGAAGUGCCUUACCAUCGCGGCUCCAGUGGCGCUGGCAGGUCUUGUUGAUCACUUUACCGUGGCUGCUGGAGAAGGGAUGGCAGAAAUCGCAGGCGGGGCAGCAGCAGCGGCAGGAGCAGCAGCAGCAGGAGGAGCAGCAGCAGCAGCAGGAGGAGCAGCAGCAGCAGCGGGGGCAACUGCGUAUGGGGCCCUCUUAUUACAUCCUGCCCUUCCCGUGGGCUUGGUAAUUAGCUAUCCCCUUGCGAGACUAGGGGCCUCAGCCUUCACCGAGUUGCGCACCGCUCUUUUCGCCCGCGUCGCGCAGCGGGCUUCCUGCGAGUUGGCGGCCGUUGCUUUUUCUCACAUGCAUUCCACUUCGUUCACCAACAUUAACAAGAUUGGGGAGCUGACUUCGGUGCUGACACGAGGAACUCGUGCCAUCUCGAUGCUGCUAAACGUUCUCCUGUUUCAGGUGGUACCAACAACCCUCGAGUUCCUGAUGGUCUUGGCGUUGCUGAAGCUGCGAGUAGGCUGGACAGUGGCAGCCACUGCCAUAGCGACAAUUUCCGCCUACUGGGCUUUUACAGCUGUUAUCACGACAAAGCGAGCUAAGCUGAGACGCGAGAUGAACCGCCUCGAGAGCCUUAGUGCGGGGCUUUUGGUAGACUCUCUGGCGAAUGCAGAGGCCGUGAGGUACUUCACUGCCGAGGCGCACGAGGCACAUCGCUUCGGCGCAGUGCAAUCCCAAAUAGAACAGCAGACGGCGAAAGUCAACGAGUCUCUUGCCUUCCUCAACUUCGGUCAGCAGUUCAUCUUCACCAGCGGCCUCGCCUUAGCCCUUGUGCACACUGCGAAUCUCGUGGCUGCCGGCUUAGCGCCAGUUGGUCAAAUCGUCCUUGUGAGCACACUGCUCAUGCAGCUGGCGAUUCCCCUGAACUUCAUUGGCACCGCUUACAGAGAACUCACACUAAACACGAUCGACUUGGAAAAGCUGCAGGAACUUCUGCAGCUGCAGCCAAUCGUACGAGACCCUCCAAAUCCUGUGGUUUUUCAACUGCGCGGCGGCUCUGUAGAAUUCAAGGACGUCACGUUCGCGUAUCCUCCCUCUCAGCCCCUCGAUCGAAUGCUGCUGCAGCGUGGUCAGAAAUCCCAGCAGCCUUCCGCAGAGAGCCCCACGUCUCUCUCCGCGCCAGCCUCAGGCAAGCUGGUUCUGAACGGCUUUUCUCUUGAAGUUCCUGCUGGCAGGCGGGUGGCACUGGUGGGAGAAUCAGGCUCUGGCAAGACGACCUUGAUUCGCCUCUUGUAUCGCCUCGCUGACCCUCUUCGCGGCGUUGUAUCCAUAGAUGGACAAGACCUGAAGACGCUUCCCAUGAUGUCUUUUAGGCGGCACAUUGGCGUGGUCCCCCAAGAUGUAGCGCUCUUUAACGAGUCCCUUGACUUCAAUCUUCGCUACGGUAGUCCGCAUGCGACGGACGAACAAGUCAAGGAGGCCAUCCGGCUAGCCGAGCUCACAGAUCUGGUGGAGUCGCUGCCCGCUGGUCUGGACACGCCUGUUGGUGAUCGAGGUUUGCGCCUUAGCGGAGGAGAGAAGCAGCGCGUAGGAAUCGCGCGUUGCCUCCUGCGGAAUCCAGAAAUCGUCUUGUUUGACGAAGCGACCAGCGCGUUGGAUACGCACACGGAGCACAAAAUACUGAAAGCUCUACGUGCGGUAUCUCAUGGCCGCACCACGCUGGUCAUCGCUCAUCGCCUCUCCACUGUUGCGGGGGCAGACACAAUAGCUGUACUUUAUGGAGGCCGGGUUGCAGAAAUCGGAACACAUGGGGGCCUUCUGAGAAAGCCUAACGGGCUGUAUGCUUCUAUGUGGAACAGACAGCGGGAAGGUCAAACGCCAGAGGCCUCUGGUCGCUACUAG